UGUUGCUUGUUAUAUGUCUCUCUUCUUUCUCUAUAGUAUUAUUCAAAUUAAAAUGGGUUUAUCUAUUCAUUGCUUCCUAGUGGUGUUCUUCUUGAUAAGCAGUAAUUUCACUUCUUCAGUAAAUGCUGCUAUUCUUGAUGAACUUCUCCCAAAUGGAAACUUUGAAGAGGGACCAAAACCAUCAAACAUAAAACACACAAUAAUCAAAGGCAAAUACUCCCUUCCAAAAUGGGUAAAAAAGGGCUUGGUUGAGUACAUAUCAAGAGGACACCAGCCAGGUGGCUUCUUUUUUGCGGUUCCACGUGGCGUCCACGCUGUAAGGCUAGGGAAUGAUGCCUCCAUAUAUCAAUAUGUGAAACUUGUGAAAGGAUCCUUUUACUCUCUUACAUUUAGUGCAACAAGAACUUGUGCACUUGAUGAAGUUUUGACUGUUUCAGCCAAUAAAGUCUCAGCAGAUUUACCCAUCCAAACAUUGUAUAGCAGCAAUGGAGGGGAUACUUAUGCUUGGGCCUUUCAGGCCACUUCUGAUAUUGUUCGGGUCGGGUUUCAUAACCCAGGUGUAGAGGAAGAUCCUGCUUGUGGGCCACUUUUGGAUUCUAUUGCUAUCAAAGAGAUGAGUCCACUCCCUAAACCCAAAGGAAACCUAGUAAAAAAUGGAGACUUUGAAAUAGGUCCACAUGUAUUCAAGAACUUUUCAACAGGAGUCCUUCUCCUUCCACAUUCAAUGGACUCAAUUUCUCCACUUCCUGGUUGGAUCAUUGAAUCACUAAAACCAGUCAAAUACAUCGACUCAAAACACUUCUCAGUUCCCUCAGGAUUUGCAGCAAUUGAACUUGUUGGUGGUAGAGAAAGUGCAAUAGCCCAAAUCAUAAGAACAAUACCCAACAAAUUCUACCUCCUAACCUUCAAGAUCGGCGACGCGGAAAAUGGAUGCCAUGGUUCCAUGUUAGUAGAAGCUUAUGCUGGUCUUGAAAAUGUUAAAGCUAAGUAUGAAUCAACGGGAAAUGGUGGGUUUACUUCUGUUGGUCUUAAGUUUAAAGCUACAUCAAAUAGAACUAGGUUAACAUUUUGGAGUUCAUAUUAUCAUACUAAACUUGAUGAUGUUACACAUAUGUGUGGCCCUGUAUUGGAUGAUGUUAGGGUUGUGCCAUUUUAGUAUUGUGAGGGACACUAAGAGUUUUACUUUUCAAGUGGGUAGAUUUCUUUUGGAGAUUUAGAGAUACAAAUUGGAAAAAGGGUUAUUACUAUUAUGUUAAAUUGAUUAAUGGUUAAUUAUCAUUGUAUGUGAAAUUUAUACAUGCAAAUUAAAAGAAUUUUAUCUUUUGCUC
This is a messenger RNA of Amaranthus tricolor (Joseph's coat), 1328 nucleotides long. RefSeq names its product protein DUF642 L-GALACTONO-1,4-LACTONE-RESPONSIVE GENE 2-like. The transcript is spliced from 3 exons. The record is from RefSeq and is a predicted model, not a curated record. NCBI's taxonomy places the organism in Eukaryota, Viridiplantae, Streptophyta, Magnoliopsida, Caryophyllales, Amaranthaceae. The coding region runs from base 14 to 1156 and encodes 380 amino acids.